CCGCGAAGAGCCACAGCCGCUGCCCGAGUCCAAAAUGAUGCCCGCUGCAUCGGGACCAUUUUCAAGUAGAGUAGACAUAGGACAAGAACAACAACAAGAACACUGCGCGAGAGAGAGAACAACUCUCUUUCUCUUACUCUUUGAUGAGCGCAACAUCACAACAGCCGCUUUUUCCUCGCACCCAUCUUGAUGCUGCAGAUAAUGAGAAACAUGCCUUUGCUGCCCAGCCGCUUUCGCGUGUUUUUAGGUCGAGUGCGACUCUGAGCACAAUGUGCUGCCCUUGAAAUAU
Molecule: messenger RNA, 289 nt
Organism: Amoebophrya sp. A25
Lineage: Eukaryota; Dinophyceae; Syndiniales; Amoebophryaceae
Source: the annotation of a GenBank genome assembly